Physcomitrium patens is the source of this 837-nucleotide messenger RNA. Its product is annotated as large ribosomal subunit protein uL13. Lineage: Eukaryota; Viridiplantae; Streptophyta; Bryopsida; Funariales; Funariaceae. Gene Ontology annotation, biological process: translation; negative regulation of translation. Gene Ontology annotation, molecular function: mRNA binding; structural constituent of ribosome. Gene Ontology annotation, cellular component: cytosolic large ribosomal subunit; ribosome. The record is from RefSeq and is a predicted model, not a curated record.
ACGACGUCUUUUCUCUCGGCGGACUCCGUUCUGGGCAGAGGUCUGUAGCGUUUUGCAGGUGUUUUCUUGCGUCGCAGCAGCGCCAGCAACAAUGGUGUCCGGCUCAGGCAUCUGCGCCAAAGUGGUCGUGGUGGAUGCCCGCCACCAUAUGCUCGGCCGCUUAGCCUCAAUCCUCGCCAAAGAGCUUCUCAAUGGCCAGAAAGUCGUUGUCGUCCGCUCCGAGGAGAUCUGCCUGUCAGGUGGUCUUGUCAGGCAGAAGAUGAAAUAUCUGAGGUUUUUGAGGAAGAGGAUGAACACCAAGCCCAGCAAGGGCCCGAUUCAUUUUCGAUCCCCAGCACGUAUCUUGUGGAGGACCAUCCGCGGUAUGAUUCCGCACAAGACCAAGAGAGGAGCUGCUGCCCUUGAGCGCCUGAAGGCCUUCGAAGGAGUUCCUGCACCUUACGAUAAGAUGAAGAGGAUGGUUAUUCCGGACGCUCUCAAGGUACUGAGGCUGCAACCUGGACACAAGUUCUGUUUGUUGGGCCGUUUGUCCGAGGAGGUUGGAUGGCACCAUUACGAUACCAUCAAAGAGUUGGAGGAGAAGAGGAAGGCCAAGUCCAAGGUAUUUUACCAGCGCAAGAAGCAGCUCCUCCAGCUGCGUCUCAAGGCUGCCAAGCGUGUCGAGGAGCAGCUCGGCUCUCUUCAAGAAACUUUGGCACCCAUUACUUACGCGUCUUAGGUCUUUAUCCCACUAAUCUUGUUUCCAGUGUAUGCCUCUUUGUGGCUAAUAUAUUACAAGGACUCAAUUUUGAUGGAAAAAAGAUUGUUGCGCAGAAAUUUCGUUGUAGACCUGAUAAA